Colletotrichum siamense is the source of this 2058-nucleotide messenger RNA. It is a transcript of the gene ARL3, whose product is annotated as ADP-ribosylation factor-like protein 3. The record is from RefSeq and is a predicted model, not a curated record. Bases 1 to 2058 code for a protein of 685 amino acids. Gene Ontology annotation, cellular component: cytosol. Lineage: Eukaryota; Fungi; Ascomycota; Sordariomycetes; Glomerellales; Glomerellaceae. The transcript is spliced from 4 exons. Gene Ontology annotation, biological process: NADP+ catabolic process; NAD+ catabolic process. Gene Ontology annotation, molecular function: NADH pyrophosphatase activity; GTPase activity; GTP binding.
AUGGGUUCUCAGAUCCCCAAUCUCCCUGCACCCGUCGACCACCCCGACUCGAUGCUGUCCCGGAAGUUCGGACGGGAGACCGUCAACUACUUCGCCGGCAGCGCCCUGAACCGUGUUGGCUGGCUGCGGACCGACCACACCUUUAUCAGAUCCGCGUUCCAGGCCAAGGAGACCAACUUCAUGCUCCUCAAGGACCUCAGCCCUUUGACCAGCGCCCCCUCAAAACUCGCAUUUGUGUCUUUCGACGAUGUCAAGUCUGUGACCUCGGAGGACCCCUUUGGGCCUUCCGAAGAGGACCUUAUCAAGAACUACGACUCCUCCGUCUCCCGCCCACUCAUCAUCUUCCUCGGCUUGGAGGAGGGCGCCAAGGUCCCGUUUGAGUACAAGGGUCUCCAGGGCCGUCCUUGGUUCGCCGUUGACGUGACCCCCAAAGGCCCGUACGCAGAGGCUGCCAACCAGCUCAUCGAGGCCCAGUCUGCCAAGGGCAACAACUUCCUCCAGGGUACCAGGCAUAUUACUCUCGAGCCGGAUGCUGCCGGCAUCUACGCCCAGGCCAGGUCGCUUGCCGACUGGAACUCCCGCAACAAGUUCUGCGCGGGCUGCGGGCAAACCACACUGUCAGGGAACACUGGUUACAAGCGCCUGUGUCCUCCCACGGAUCUUGCUGGAACUGGGGCUGCGCUUGACAGGCCUGAAUGCCCCACGCGCGGCGGUGUCUCCAACAUCAGCUUCCCCAGGACAGACCCGACCAUGAUCGCCGCCGUCGUCUCUGCCGACGGCCAGAAGGUGCUCCUUGGUCGCCAGAAGAGGUGGCCUCCCCACUGGUACAGCACCCUCGCGGGCUUCAUCGAGCCGGGCGAGUCCAUCGAGGAAUCUGUCCGCCGCGAGGUAUUGGAGGAGAGCGGCGUGAGAGUUGGCAGAGUCGUCAUCCACUCGAGCCAGCCGUGGCCGUACCCUGCCAGCUUGAUGAUUGGUGCCAUCGCCCAGGCCCUUCCUGACGGCGAGACCAUUGACCUCGGAAACGACCCUGAGCUCGAGGAUGCUCAGUGGUUUCCUUUCGAGACUGUGAGGGAAGCGCUCAAGACCGGCGUGAGCGGCCUGGGAGAGGCGGCGCCCGAGGGAUACAAGGAGGGCAGCCUCCGUCUGCCUCCCCCCACGGCCAUUGCCAACCGUUUGAUGACUGCGGUGAUUGAGGGAUACGCAACCACCAUCCCUAAGAUCGUGUCAGCGCCGGAGGACAACCAAGCUCCAGCGCCAGCUCCCGUCCCGUCGUGGACGGUAAGCUCCAUCCACCUCACCUCCAUCGUCCCCAUCCCGCCCUGCGCCGCCAACGAAGCUCCCGUCGCCGAUAACCUGCCACGCCGCCCCGCCAGCCCACGACCGCGCGACGAGCUUGUCCGCAAGCGACCGCUGCCCACCAUGUACCACCUCGCAAAGGGCCUCUACCUCUUGGCCACCAGUAAAGAAGAGUACUCCGUCAUCCUCCUCGGCCUCGACAACGCCGGCAAGACCACCUUCCACGAGCAGGUCAAGUCGUUCUUCCUGCCCUCGCACCCGGACCCGAAGCUCAAGACCGUCCCGACCGUCGGCCAGAAUGUCUCGACCAUCACCCUGCCGGACAUGUACCUGAAGAUCUGGGACGUCGGCGGCCAGCACUCGCUGCGCCGGCUGUGGCAGAGCUACUACGCCUCCGCGCACGCCAUCGUGUUCAUCAUCGACUCGACUGAUAUCGGCGACGGGAACCUGGAGCACGACAGCUCGGGGCGUUUGGAGGAGUGCCGCCUGGUGCUGGAGGACGUGCUGCAACAUUCCGAGACGGAGGGCGUGCCGGUGCUGGUGCUGGCCAACAAGCAGGAUCGGGAGGACUGCGUCGAGGUUGUCAGGAUCAAGGAGGGGCUGGUGAAGAAGGUGUUUGAGGGCGAGAAGGCGAGCAGCAUCCGCGACUCGAGGGUGCUGCCCGUGAGCGCGCUGACGGGGACGGGCGUGAAGGAGGCGGUGGAGUGGGUGAGGUCGCGAGUGAAGUGGAACAAGGAGUCGAGGCCGCCGGUGAUGCGGUGA